Molecule: messenger RNA, 2904 nt
Organism: Pyrus x bretschneideri (Chinese white pear)
Lineage: Eukaryota; Viridiplantae; Streptophyta; Magnoliopsida; Rosales; Rosaceae
Product: G-type lectin S-receptor-like serine/threonine-protein kinase B120
Biological process (GO): recognition of pollen; protein phosphorylation
Molecular function (GO): protein serine/threonine kinase activity; ATP binding
Source: RefSeq, a predicted model, not a curated record
ACAAAAUAUAUAUACUUUUCCAAUACAACACUGUCGCCUAAUUCCGCAACUCUUAGAAAAAGCGAGUCAGAGUCAGCCAAGAGCAGCAGAACGCCGCCUUUGAUGCCCAUAUGCUGACUUAGCCACCUUUACGCGCACCCACAUCAUUCUUCCUUACCUACUUAAGACUUUUUGUUUGCUGCUAAUGAAUGCCUGCACUUCUCUGAGUUCAUCAAUGGGAGUCGAUAGAAAAAACCCAGGUACCAGAAUUUGUAACUUCUCAUUCCUUAUUGUUUUCUGCUGGUCUCUCCCUCUGUUUUGCUCUGCGUCGAGUUCGAUUUCGCAGGGGCAAUCUAUAAAAGAUGGAGAGAGACUGAUCUCGGAUGGCGAAAUAUUCGAACUGGGUUUCUUCAGUCCGGGGAAUUCAUCGUCCCGGUACGUCGGAAUUCGGUAUUACAAAAUUUCGGACCCGUCAGUGAUCUGGGUUGCAAACAGAGAAAACCCAAUUUCUGAUAAAUCUGGAGUCUUGGAAUUUAGAAGUGAUGGAAAUCUGGUUGUUUUGGAUGGAAAUGGCACCGCUGUUUGGUCUACUAACGCUUCAGCCGCCACUAACUCGACGGCGAGACUCCAUGACGAAGGAAGUCUUAUUCUUUCCCGCCGCGGCGAUGCCAACGUGGUCUAUUGGCAGAGCUUUGACGAUGCAGCGGACACAUUUUUGCCGGGAAUGAAAGUUGAGGUGAGUGAAGAGAGAGAGAAUCGGUUUCUGAGUUCGUGGAAGUCGGAAAGUGACCCUUCGGCCGGAGGGUACUCAAUGGGGGUUGAUCCUCGAGGAUCGCCGCAGAUUGUGAUAUGGGUAGGAUCAGAACGGCGGUGGAGAAGCGGGCAUUGGAACAAGCAGAUAUUCAUUGGACUUCCGAAUAUGCCAACUACUUAUGCAUUUGGUUUUAAGCUUAGUGAUGAGAAUGGGAAACCAUAUUUUACAUACAGAUCGUGGAAUCCUUCAGAUAAGUUGAGGUUUCGGAUAAGGUGGGACGGGUACGAAGAGCAGCUGCUGUGGGCGGAAGAGAAGAGCCAGUGGGAAGUGAUACAAUCUCAUCCUAACAAGACCAACCAAUGUGAGUUUUACAACAAAUGUGGAAGGUUUGGGGUGUGUAGUGCAUCUGAUGAAUCGAGUUCAAUUUGCCGUUGUAUGCAUGGAUUUCAACCGAGGAAUUUGGAUCAAUGGACUGGGGGAAAUUGGUCGGAAGGGUGUUCUAGGAAAACCCCUUUGCAGUGUCAGAGAAAUAGUUCUAAUGGAACGGUGGCAAGGGAUGAAACAGAUGGAUUUGUAGCGAUAAGGUGUGCCAAGUUGCCGGAUUUUGCAGACUUGGUUGUUGCAGUUCCAGGGGAGAGCUGCGAGGAGAAAUGUCUCGAGAAUUGUGCUUGUACUGCAUAUGCAAUGGUUCAAGGGAUUGGUUGUAUGAUGUGGACCGAAGACUUGAUUGAUGUCGAACAAUUUACAAAGGGAGGAAACACGUUGCAUAUACGUGUUGCGCAUUCAGAUUUAGGUAGCAAGCACAAAUUGUCCACCGCUGUGAUAGCAGUAAUUUCUGUAGCGGGAGCAUUGUUCGCUGUCAUCAUCCUAUUGCUUUUGUGGAAGUUUAAAGCAAAAUUGAAAGUGUUGCCCACCACUUCUUCAAUUUCAUGGUUAAGGGGAGGUGAUACAUCAACGCUCGAUGCUGGAAAGAGAGAAGAAUUUUCAACAGAUGCUUCAGGAUCAGUAAAUGUUUAUUCAGAAGGGAAUCAAGUAAAUAGAUCCGAAUUACGGCUGUUAAAUUUGAGUUGUGUAGCAGCUGCUACGAACAACUUUUCUGAAGAAAAUAAGCUUGGGAAGGGGGGAUUUGGUACUGUCUACAAGGGUAGCCUUCCAGGGCUACCACAAAUAGCUGUAAAAAGACUUGCGAGAAGGUCUACUCAAGGAUUGGAGGAGUUCAAGAACGAGAUUAGUCUGAUUGCUAAGUUACAACACAGGAAUCUCGUGAGACUUUUGGGCUGCUGCAUUGAAGGAGAAGAAAAGAUGCUGGUUUAUGAAUACAUGCCAAAUAAAAGCUUGGAUUUCUUUCUUUUCAAUCCAGCCAACCAAUCACUACUAGAUUGGAGAAAACGCUUCACGAUUAUUGAAGGGAUUGCACGAGGGCUCCUUUAUCUCCAUCGUGAUUCAAGACUUAGAAUUAUUCAUCGGGACCUAAAAGCUAGCAACAUUUUGCUGGAUGAAGAUAUGAUUCCCAAAAUUUCAGACUUCGGUAUGGCAAGAAUAUUCGGGGGUAAUGAAAAUGAAGAAAAUACAGCCCGGGUUGUUGGCACAUACGGUUAUAUGUCACCUGAAUAUGCAAUGGAAGGUCUGUUUUCAGUAAAGUCAGAUGUCUUUAGCUUUGGUGUAUUGCUGCUAGAGAUUGUGAGUGGCCGAAGGAACACAAGUUUGCGAUCAACGGAACACUUAAGCCUUAUUGGAUAUGCGUGGCAUCUUUGGAACGAGAAUCGAGCAGUGGACCUCAUUGAUCCUUCCAUCGCAGAAACAUGUUCCCAGAAUGAAACUGAAUUAUUGAGAUGCAUACAUGUAGGGUUGCUGUGUGUGCAAGACUAUGCAGCUAGUAGACCAACCAUGCCGGCCGUGGUGUUAAUGCUGGAAAGUGAAGCUGCAAAUCUUCAGUUACCAGUACAACCUAUGUUUACUUCAAUUAGGAGACACGUGGAAACAAAUUUUGGUACAGAAGGCCAGGAUGUAGCAUCCUCGAACAAUGUAACGAUUACAAUGUUGGAAGGGAGAUGAUAGUUAAUCUUCCUCCAUGUUUAUAUGCUAUUCCAUCUCCUAUGGGGGUUAUUAGUAAAAUUUGUAUAGCCUGUAAUUUUUAGUUAAACAAUCGUCAGGGGAAAAGUAAAUACUAA